Molecule: messenger RNA, 5200 nt
Organism: Haliaeetus leucocephalus (bald eagle)
Lineage: Eukaryota; Metazoa; Chordata; Aves; Accipitriformes; Accipitridae
Gene: SHISA5
Product: shisa family member 5
Exons: 5
Coding region: 80-634 (184 amino acids)
Biological process (GO): positive regulation of canonical NF-kappaB signal transduction
Cellular component (GO): endoplasmic reticulum
Source: RefSeq, a predicted model, not a curated record
GGAUUGUCAGGCAUAUAUUGAUCGUCAUGGCAAGGCACAACCUGCAAAAUCCUGUCCCAGCUUCUGCUGUGGAGAUUGCAUGCGUCGAUACUGUUGCUCUAACACGUUCUUAAAAUUUGAUGAAGAACAACAAUUUCAGUGUAAUCUGCUUGAUGAAAGCAACAUAAAUUACAUGCAUGUUUUUUCGGACCCUGAUGAUUACAUUUCUUCUGGCUCCAGUUUUGGAACCCUUAUUGCCAUUGGAGUUACUGUUUGUGCGGUGAUUAUAGUUACUAUUAUUCUGUGCCUCACCUGUUCAUGUUGCUGUUUGUAUAAAGCAUGUCGAAGACCACAACCUGUUGUGGCCACCACUACUUCCACUACAGUGGUUCACGCUCCCUAUCCCCAACAACAGGGAGUGCCACCCAACUACCCAGUAGCCCCAUAUCAAGGAUAUCAGCCUGUGGCUAUCCAGCCACAACCAGGAAUGCCAGUAGCACCAUACCCUGCACAGUAUCCUCCCCCUUACCCCAUGCAGCCAUCAGGACCCCCAGCUUAUCAUGAAACGGUGGCAGCUGGUGCUGGAGCACCUUACCCAAUCAGCCAGCCCCCUUACAACCCUGCUUAUGUGGAUCCUCAGAAGCCCACCUAUUGAAAAGAUCUUCUGCUAUGCUUCUGCAUACAAAACUUUUUAAAGUAUAAUUUGUGCCGUUUACACCGUAUAACUGUAGUAUAUUUUUUCUGGAAGACAGCAAUCUUUUGUCUAAGUAAAGUGAAAGUUAAUUCACUAUCUUUUUUUUAAAUGCUUAGAGUAUGAGGAAGGAGUAUUUUUCUUGCAGAAGUUGUUAAUUUAUACCUCAAGCAACUACAAACUGAGAUUUUGUUCUAUGUACAAUGAGAAAAGCAUGAAGGAGUACUUCAGAAAUAAGAACCACAAUAACGUUUGCUGUGCAAUAAUUUUGAAAGGAAUGGCCUAAUAUGAGCAUUAUCAAACACCCAAAGCUGUAGCAAUCUUUUGCACAGUGAAAACGUAAAAACUUAAUCUCUGAGAAACUACCUGAUAUAUGUUAUGUAUGUUCUGCCUGUUUUGAAGCUACUAUUGUUAGGUAAGCUACAAUGUGAUACAUUUCAUUUACCAUUCAAAAGGGAAUUUUCCUUUUCUGAAACACAUUUGCCUUCAGUAAGGGUAGCAAACCACAUUUAAUUGUCUUUGGACUAGUUGCAUUUUUCUGUGCUAAAUAGCAUGAGUUGAUAAUUUCCUUGUUUUCUUUCCCAAUUUUAAGGCUUAAAAACUGUGCCUUCACUGGGUGUUUUCUCAGGCCAUUUUAAUUUAUAGCUAGAAAUUAACAACAAAACCAAAUUCUCUGCCACUUAGUAGAACAAAUAGAUCAAAAGCUGAAAACCUGAGAAUUCUUCAUAAAAAUUAUUGGACAAAUAUUUGUUGUCCACGUAUUAUUGGACAAGCUUACUUAAGUCAUAUGUUGCUGAUGAGUUUGGAAGAAAAAUUACCACCUUAAUUAUAUGUUAAGCAGAAGUACCUGCCAGUGUUCAGUCCUGCCUCAUUGUAGGGAAGGGAUUUAUUUUACAGGAGAGAUGGGAUGUCAGAAAUAGAUCGGGGUUUUUAAAUGCUUAGGGUUUGUUGCUGUCUUGUCUCUGGUGGAAACUGUAGAUGGCAGGAACCUAGAAAUAAUAGAUCUUUAUAAACUCAGUCUACACUUGACAGUAAUAUGCAGGGGGGGUUAAGAAAUCCCAGCCCAACACACAGUAGAGAUUCAGCCUCCCUUUUGUCUUCAGCAUUCCCAUAAAGCUGAGCCAAGAACGAGAGUCAGGGAAAGUAAGAGUGGUAGGAUUUGGUCACAGCGAGGUAAUGUAUUUUUAAGAUGGUAGUGCUUGCAGUCAUGAAAUGUCUUGAGACAUCCUUGUGACUGUUACUGGUGUUUGCAAGGCUUUUCACUCUAUACACCUUGUAUUGAUCAAAGGAAUCAUGAUUUUUUUUUUUUAGUGUCCUCUACAAUUCUCUUUUCUAACAUUGAAAUACAAUUUGUUAUUCCUGAGUAGAGCUAUCUAGUCUGUUGUAUGUAUCACUGUGACAUAAUUAGUGAAAUAAUUUUGACAUAUCUCAUACACUGAUAGUACUUUUUUAGAGAGGCCAUUAAGCCAUUUGUCCUGUGUUUCUACAUUUGGGGUAUAUUACUGUUCGAAAAAACAUUGAUGGUGGCAUUGGUUUACCUCAUAUGAUGGAUGGAAACUGCUGCUGUCAAAGACAGCCUUAUUUCUCUUCCUGAUUUUUUAGUCUAUUUCUGGGUUAUUCCUAUUCUUUUUUUCAAGAAAGUCUUCAGGGCAUUUCAGAAGAAACUUGUAGAAAGUUUUUAGCACUGGGAUUCAUGACAACUUAGGCCCCUCUGUUACACCUCUCUAAGUGUUGAAGUUAAUGGCAUGAAAUGGUGCCAUGAGGCACUCGCAGAGCAUGCAUGCCCUGUAUCUGUGUGUUCCUCCUCUUUCCUGCCUUGUAAGCUGAGAAAUUGGGCAGUGCUUCAUCACACUCUUAGGAGUUAUGUGAGAACAACCAAAAAUGGACAGUGUCUCCUGCAUGGAGGAUUAAAUGUUUCACUAGAAAUCUGGAAUUUUUACAUGUGGGAGGGCACAGAGUAACUGCAGAAAUAAUUCUCUUGCUCUAGAUCCUACUCCUGUGUGUUUGUUCUUAUAGAAGGAGGGCAGACGCUAUUCCAGCACCUUUGUUAGCCAGCUGCCUGGAUGGAGUCUGGCCAGGGAGAUGCAGUCAGCGAGCACGGCUCUCAGAGCACAGGUACAGUGUUCUAGGGUUGGGCUUCACGAGGUUGUUACUCUGUACCGCUUUUCCUUUCCUCCAUCUGGUGUGACAAAGUGUACAGUUUGUGGCAGUGUUAGUAGGGUUAUGUUUUGGUUAUGGAAGGAAAAUCUGCAAUUUCAUGAGAAGUUGGCUCAGUUAUCUGAGCAUCAUCCCUAAGGAAAAGAUGGGAAAGUAAAAUGGCAACAAUAACAGAGGUCCCCAAAUCUGAAGUUUUGGUGUAAAUGUUGUACAGACCAAAUAAAUUGCCCUGAACACCACUGUAUGUGGAGCAGUGGAAGGAGAUGAGGGAUAGGGUUAAGGACCUUGAAAAUUUACACCCUUCCUUCAGUGAAUGUAUGCUCAUGAUAACUAUAUACAAGUGAAGAGAUGAAUCAUUAGUCUACAAGGAACUACUUCAGUAGUAGUAUUACUGCUUCAGUUACAAAACUCAUUGAAAGAAGAGAAAAUGGUCCACUUCAUAAUCGGAGCACUGAAUCAGAUCUUUUCUUAUUGUUAGUGUAUUAAUCAUCAUUAACAAUAAGGUGUAGGACCAAAUUUUAUUUACUUGUUGCCAUGCAACCCAUUGAAACUUGGUUUUGUAUAGUUAAAGAGAAUGGGAUAGUUAUAGAAAAGAUGGAGAAGUUGGUCCAUGAACUUUUAGUUUAAGCACUGCUGAUGUGUCAGUCCAAGUAGCUGUUGCCUUCAUGUCAAACCAGUUAUCCACAGUGCUGUAGGGGAGGGGGAAUGGAAUUAAAAUUUUAAAUGUUGAAAGAGUAUAUGUUAAUUUUUUUUUAAUUCUGUAAGUGCCUUUGUUUCAGAAGUGUUUUGUGAAAUUAAAUACAGUAGAAUAUUCUGUUGUACUGAAUUUACUAGAUAAUCGGUGAUUUUACUACAUACUGUAACCUAGCUUUGUAUGUUGGUUGUUAAGUUAGUUUAAAUGUAAGUAUUCAAAAGAAAUAGCAUAAACUCUAUGCACCUUUGUAAUAAAUGCAGUGUUUGAAGUAUAUUCUAUCAAUUUUGUUUUCUUAGCCUCAAUUUGAGUAUUAUUUAGGAGUGUAUCUGCAAAGCUACAUUUUACUUCAUUGUGUUUGACAGCUAGUGUUACCAAGUGUACUUUAAGUCACCUCGUAUCAUGAAUAUCCCUUUUGGCAGUGGAGACUGAAGUCUAAUUAAAAUUACAGGUCACAACAUAAAGCAAGGACAACAUAAGCUCCUGAAUGAUACUCUGACAGUAUGCUUCAAAGCUAAUCUAAAAGGAUUGCUUCUAAGGCCUUGUCUAGCCUAAGGAGUAAAUUAAAUGCAUGAAGUUUGAAUGCAUUAGCUAACAAAUCCCAAGACAUUUGAAAAGUCUAGUGUAGACAAGAUGGUAGACUUCUUUGAAGUCUAUAAUUUGAUUAAAGUUUAAUAUCUUCUUAACAUGUAUUUUGACUUGUGUGUUAAAUAUCAUGCCUCAUUUAUCAGCUUGACCAAUUCAAUGUGUGGUAAGGGAUGUUUUCUACUCUGUGCGAAAACAUUUUUGCUGAUUUUUUUAUAUUUUCAAUAGUUGUGGAAAAAAAUGCUUUUGAAAGGUUGUAUACAUGCCCCUGACUCAUUAGUCUUUCACUUGAAAAUAUUUUCUUUGAACAGGUCAAUGUUUUUCAUCAGACACAAGUAGUACUGAAUUGUUUGAGGGUGUUCAGUAUAUAAUCAUUAUUACCUUGAAUUGCCAGCUAAGUUUCCAAUGUAGGAUUUAAAAGUAAAGGGGGGUACAACACACCACAAACAAUCUGCUGCCCGCCCCAACUUGUCCUGAAAGAGUUGUUUAUCAUGGAAUAAUCGGGUAGUUUUGUAAUGUUACUUCUUGAAUUUGUUGGAGUUUCAGCUGCAGGCUGAUAAUGUGUUGCAGGUGAAACGUAGAUCAUUUCGCUUCCAAUUUUAUUUCACAUUUUCUCAACAGAAUUUCUGUUAGUUUAACUGGGGACAGCAGACAAAAUGUAUGCUCCUAAAAAUGUAAAUCUAGUAAACAAAUAUAAUUAAUGUUUGGGCUAGAAAUUACACCAGGAAAUUGCAGAGUUAUUUCUGAUGGUUUUGUUGCCACUACUUUUUAGUUCAUCUGUUUUUCUUUUCCCAUGACUCUUUAGCAGGUGCAUCUGUGCAAUAUGGCUGAAUUUGAGAAGUGACAUGCAGAGAAGCCUCCUUCUGUUCAGAGAAAAGCUGUGUGCCUUUCAUUGUCUCUGUGCACAGGUCUGAGGAACACAAGCUAGUGUUUUGUUUAAAACCUUCAGAUUUCCUUUAAUGAACACAUAGGGUUUCAAAGGUACCUUCACCCUCUAAAAUUGCAGCAAAGUGUCGUAUAUGAGAGCAAACCACUGAACUAAAAAAUUGAGAGCCUGGGGGGUAGGUGAGGAAUACUGCUGGUUAUGUUUUCGUAAU